Messenger RNA from Exaiptasia diaphana, 3347 nucleotides. RefSeq lists its product as uncharacterized. Gene Ontology annotation, cellular component: Golgi apparatus. NCBI's taxonomy places the organism in Eukaryota, Metazoa, Cnidaria, Anthozoa, Actiniaria, Aiptasiidae. Gene Ontology annotation, biological process: protein O-linked glycosylation via mannose. The record is from RefSeq and is a predicted model, not a curated record.
CCUACUUCCAAUACUAACACYACACAAGGUUCUUCUCAACAAGAAGCUAACAAGAUGAGCAACAAAAUUAAACUUGUGAUCUUGUCAGUUAUUGUUGGUGCUGGCAUUCUUAUCAUGAGCCUAAAAUUGAAAGAUUAUGCAUCCCCAAUAUUCAAACCAGCUUCAUCUCGUGAUGUAUCAAGUAAAAAAGAUUACCAAACAUCAGUCCCUUGCCCUUCACCAGCACCUUGCCCUGAAGUAGCUCCUGCCCCAGUCCCUUGCCCUUCACCAGCGCCUUGCCCUGCAGUAGCUCCAUCCCCAGUCCCUUAUAUUGAAACAAAGAGAGAGAUUGCCAAAAGAUUGGCUGAGAUUUACCUCCAGUUAAAGAACGAUGUCAGCCAUAGCAAACCACCCACACCAAAGACGCUUGUGGAACUCAAAGGCAUAAUUGGAGAACUUGAUCCAGCACAUAAGCUCAGCUAUGAAGAAAGAGAGCCAGCAGAACCAAAAAACUCAUCUGUAAUGCAGGAUGUGUGCCCAGAGAAGUAUAUGGGUGAAAAAUAUGACUAUCCAUUCUAUCACAAGGGAUGGCAACUGCAAGAUUGUAAAAAUGUUAAACCAUUAAACCAGGUCGUUAGCAUUGUUCUUAAUACAAUGGCGUAUCCUCAAUCAAUGGACAAGCAAGUCGAAACAGUGUUAAAAGGCAUCAACCAAACYUAUCCACAAGUCAAAGUGCUCUUAGCAGCCAAGACAAACCAAAUGGAAGAAGCUGCUAAAAAUUACCCAAAUGUCAAAACUGUUGCUGUCAGUAAAGACAGCUCUCUUGGUAAAGUGUGGAACCAACUUAUCAAUGAAGUCUCAACUCCCUACACACUUGUUGCACGUGAUGUUGUUCAUUUUACUUGGGUGGUACGUAUUGAACGACAAAUUCGCAUGAUAAGUACAACAGACCAUGUUGCAAUAGUUGGAGGAUCAUUCCGUAAUCUUACUGGACAUUGGCGAGUUGGAUGUCGRCAAACUAAACUAUUUAACUAUGUAUUACAGUAUGAAGAAGGUUACCACUACUCAAGACAYUCAUGCAUGUUUUGUGAUGACUUGGAAGGGCCAUUUGUUGCCCGAACUGAUCUUCUGAAAAGCCUCAAAUUCAGUGAAAAGUAUAGCAAAGAAAUCUUGUUUGAAGAAUUCUUUCUUCGUGUUUUUCAAACUGGAAACUUGAUAAUGAACUGCCCUGAUGCAAUGUAUUUCACAACAGACUACUCUACAGAAACUAAACAAAACAGCAAAUCAAUAUGGCGGCCUCUUGCAACAGACUUAAAGUUAGUACGGGUGGUUAUGAGUGAUUACGGGGUCAGACAUAUGUUUUCUUGUGGAGAAAUYUYRUACARGUGUGAUGCCAAGCAAAUAACAAAAUACAAAGCUCUUCCUAUGUGYUGUUUGGAGCAAUUUGGAAAUGCCAUGAAAUUUUUCCACGAUUUAUCCGUAAAAAAUAACCUUCAUUAUGAACUUGAUUCWGGUUCAAAUCUGGCAUGUGUAAAAUUCAACAACUACAACCCAUUUGACAUCGAUGGGGAUUUCUUCUUGUCAUCUCAUAACAUGUCAUUUGUAAACUCUCAAGCAAGUCUUGUAAAAAAGAGUGGAUUUUAUCUCGGUGGAUAUCAACCAGGAGGUGAUGGCUAUCUAGCUUUCAAUACUCCUGACAUUAAUAUAGAAGUUUGGGGAUUCAAGGUGAUGUCUGCUGACUUGUUUUCUCCCCCAGAGUUAAACAAACCGUCACAUUACACCAAAUGCCGUGUGAAUAAUCACUGGAUAAACUGUGUUCAUUUUCCUGGRCUGUUUUCACGGAAUCGUUAUGGACCAGACAUUUURAAACACAGUCAAAGCUGGAGGAUGCAUGGACUAAAAACUAGCUUCAACAGAUAUUCACCGGGAUCGUAUGUUAAGUGCAAUGAUCCAACAUUUCAUUCAUGCUUAGAUAAAUUUCCUAAUGAUGGUAACAUUGCUUUCAAAGUUWUUUAACUGACAUUAUAAUGAUUAGAAUUGUACAAUUACAAUUGAAUAUUUAUAUUAUAAUAUAUCAAGUGUCAAAGUUGACUUUUCCUUUGCCUUCAAUGAGGCAAGACCUACAUUCCUCCAUUUAAUAAUGAACAAGACAGCAAUAAAUAACACAGUAAAAGAGAAAAUAUAAUUGAGGAAACAUUAACGUGAGUAGAUUUGUAAGUGAUUUGAGCAUAUUUGACGUUGAAUCCAUGUCAAAAGAAUCCACCAAAAGACARCACAUGGAAGUUGUGAAUGUCAUGUGAUAGGUUUCAUUUGUACCCAGUGCAUUAUAUAUUCGGCUCGACAAUUUGUACCCGAAAGACGACCAUGAACAUGAUGAAAAAGAAUGCCAAAAUUUAAACUUAUUGCCGAACUUUUGUAACAAGACUACUCAAACUGGGCUUCCUGUAUAUCUAUCACGAGAUUUAAGGGCCUUUAUGGGUAAUUGAACAUGUGACUUAACUUAAACUGUAGUGCACAAACACGACUUUAUUGAUAGAUAGAUUCACAAAAGGAUAAAACUAAAACAAGCCUAUGUCUAGCCCGAGUAACAAGUUUCAGUCGUCUAUAUGUGUAAAUAAGGAAUUUAAUAUGCUUGUUUAUAAAUAAUUKAUGCGUUUAUAUAAGGCCCCUUCCAGAUGUCGAUCUUUUGUCAAGUUUAAUCUUACUAAUUGGUGGAGUUCAGUUUAUUAGCAUUUGAGUUUAUUGACAUUAGUAGAUUUUGUUCAGCUGGACAAACUUACUAUAAUCCGUAAAUAUCAAUUGAUGUAGACUGCAAAAUUUUCAAGAACUGCAUGUAAGCAAUUAGAUUAGAUGCGGCAAAAGAUCGACGUCUGAAACGGACCUAAAGUUGAUAAAAACAUUUUUUGUAAGUGAUAAUUGAAUGACAUUGUACCUGAUAAAAGGUUUUGUAAAAAUUAUGAUUAGUAAUAUAUAUAUUAUAUYUGCAAUGAAUUAUACUUGAUCAUCAAAAACUUAAACCAAUAAUUUUUUUUAUAAUCACCAAGGAGAUACAUUUACUUAUAAAUUCUAUAAAUAGCUCUUUUAAACAAUUAUGGUUGGUUCAAGAUUAUUUCCACUUUUUUAUCAGAAAAAGAUUCCAUUGACUGGGAAUUUGGGUUAAUUAUUAAAAAUAGUGUUAUGUAUAGUUUAAAACACUAAUUUGAAACUCAAAUACGUUAAAAAAAGUAAAAAAAGUUUUGAGAUAAAUAGGGCAAACUGAUUAUACGCGAAUCACUUGACAAAGUACUCUUGUCAUCCCACAUUGAAUACGCAUAAAGUAAAAUAGAAGUGCUGAUGGCAGUUUUAUUGCAAUCGAUUGACAUCCUGCA